Penicillium soppii is the source of this 2164-nucleotide messenger RNA. RefSeq lists its product as uncharacterized. Lineage: Eukaryota; Fungi; Ascomycota; Eurotiomycetes; Eurotiales; Aspergillaceae. The transcript has 5 exons. The record is from RefSeq and is a predicted model, not a curated record. Bases 23 to 2164 code for a protein of 713 amino acids.
UUUGGAAGACCCGACGAUCUACAUGAACUUGUUUGAUUGGAUGUUCAAAACAUCACGAAAGAAACUGCUUCAGUCAUAUGAUGAAUACUGGCGACGCCUUUGUCAAUACUUCGAGCUAUUCGCCCGUCGCCGCGUCGGUGAGGAUGCCCGUCAACAGAUGCGACGAUUUCUCGAAGGUGUAUUCCCAGCCGAGCGCAAAAUUCCCCGACGAACAAAGGACAAAAAUACUCUAGAUGUGGAUGCUUUUGGUGUGAUUUACCGGCAUCACUGGGUCCAUUCGAGAUUCUUUCGUCACGGGAGCAUGAUUAUUCAGUUUGCUACAGUCCAGCUCUGGUCCGCCAUUACAGGCACGCGACCUGGCGUCUUGCUUCCUCAAGACACCUCGUCGCCUGGCAAUCCAGUUUUGGGCAAACGCAAACGGGAUGACACCUUCCAGAGUGAUCUUCCAAAGCACAUUUCCUUGAAAGAUCUUCCGGACUCGGUCUGCUAUCGCGAUAUCGAACUUUUCUACCUGAAAGACCUUCAAAGUAAACGUGAUGUCCUCUGUGCCAUCAUCGAGUUUCGCAAUCUCAAAGGUCGACCGGAAGGCGCUGAUGGAACCAAAUUCUUCAUGUACGGCGAUUAUCAACUGGCAUAUUGCCCGAUAGCUCAGAUCAUUGCGUUCGCUUUCCGCGAUGGAGCUUUUGCCAAUGCCGACCUCACCCCAGAGCUCAUUUGGCGGCUACGAAAGCCCGAGGUUCUUAAUGUGCCUCUCCUUCGACGUCUUGGACGCACUCCAUACGGCUACGGACUCGAUGGGUCUUUGCCAAUGACCUAUGAUUCAGGUCGGCAGGCGCUCAAGGAGUUGGGUCGAGAUGCUAGAUUCGAAGACGAUAUUGGGCAUUACAAUUUUCGCCGCUGGACGGCAAAUGAAGUCAACAGCAUGUCACUUGCUGAGCGCGAUAUGAUGGAUUCCCAGGAGCGACAAAGGGUGCUCGGGCAGUCUGGUGACGCGGUGUUUGAAAAGCAUUACCAAUCACAAUUUAUUGCGCGCGACCUUCAGCAUGUCGUUCUUCUUCGGCCCUCCCAAGAAGGUCUGGUACGCUUCGCUGGGAGCAUGCUUAGGAAGAGAGAUUUAUCGGCACCAUCUGAUCUUACCGAAGCUCAUAAACGUGCUAUUUGCCAAAACUCUGAAAUUCUGCAACUGAGACGCGAGAAAAGAGAGCUUAUGGCGGAGAUGCGGUCCGUGACUGGCACAAUCAAGAACGCCCGUGACACCUUUCCACGCCUCUUCCAAAGGCAUGAGACCGUCAAGAAAGAUCUGGCCAAACUUCGGAAAUCAUUGGCGAUCGAAACUCGCGAGACAGCCAGAAAGGACUAUUUUAAUAAUGCCCCCGUGCUUGAAGUUGACCGACAGAUCAAGCAAAUGCUUCUCGGCGAAUCUGAUGUUGAGGAACGCGAUGCUGAUAGUUCCGCUGAAGAAGACUGGGAGCUCCCUAUCCCGGACUACGUAUUUCCUGAACGAGCUCGGCUUGUGGAGAACUUUUACGGUCCUGACGCAGAAGACUUCCAUGAGGACAAAUUACUUAUUCGACGCAUCCAGGUUACCAAGGACAUGGUUGCGCUUUUACUGCUUUGCGAGCCGAGCAGGCGAGGCAACCGUGUCAAUUGGGAUCUCGAUGAAGAGGGAAACAUACCUAUCGAACAGCCCAAGCAACUGGCGUCUGAUGAUAAUACACAAAUAUGUCCAACAGAUAUUUGCAUCAUCUGCUUUGGUGAAUCUGGUCGCUCGGCGUCGAACCCUCCUCCACAUAAAUUUCCUUCCAAGCGACCGGACUCACUUCGUCGUCAUCUCAUCGACUCUCAUCUGCUUCAUGCACACGACGGGAUCAGCUGUAACUGGGAAGCCUGUCUCGAUCUUCCCAAGUUUGCCAAAAUCACCGAAUUCUUAGCCCAUGCUAAUAAUGAACACAAAUAUGAUGUCAAUAUUAAACUAUGUCAUCUCACCGAAAGGCCACGGGUUAGCCACGGCGACGGUUUUUCUAGGGAAACCUCUAUGGAAUCUGAGAAUCGGCAAGGCACUGAAACUCCCGCCUCCUCUGUCGAUUUUGAUAUGACAAAUAUUGAUCCUCGAUUGAUGAGACCCGGCCCUAUCAUUGUCGUCAAGCCAUCAACCUGCCUGUAA